UUAUGAUAUGCCCCUAACUUCAAAUGGAAGAUGGCGUCAAAUACUUUCAGUGUUGUUAUACGCUUAUCGUACGCUUAUUAGCUAGCCAUUAGCAAGUAUCUAGCCUUAUGCAAAAGCACAGGUAUUAAUAUCUAUUUAUACGAGGUCAUACCACGAAAGCUACAAAGCCAAGAAGCCUUGCUGGUACAACAUGGCAAAGGUCUAUGGUAACAGAACUAAGGAACCUAAAGUGAUUCGAAGAAAUGUAUUACCUGUGGAUGACAGAUCUAGUUUUACAGCAGAUCUCGCCACAGCGUGGUCCACUUUCGGUGAAGCAAAGACUGUGCUUCAUAAACUGGAAUCUAAAACUGGCUCACCACCAACCAAAUCAAGGCUGAAACAACACACCAUUCCGAUGGUCACCUUCGACACCCCCACCCAUACGUCCCCUCCAAGGUCAAAGUACACUGAGCAUGUGACCAGUCAUGUGACUGGUAUACUGAAGACGAACACAAGUAAAGAGAAGGAGAACGUGCGUGUACAUGUAGUGGAACCGUCAGUGCUCAAUGAAACUUUACCAUUGAGCCAACACACUAUUGUAUCAGGAGGGGGUAGAACUGUGGGGGGUCUGGGAACACCUGUCAGUAACCCGACUGCUGUGUUUGGACCACCUGCUGACUUCAGAGGAAGCAAAACAACUGGUGCAAAGGAGUCUGCAUCUACUGGCACCUCAGCAUCACAUUCACUAACUACAAAACGCUUUCCCAAUGUACAAUCUGAUUCAACCACCCGCUCCAGUGCAGCACAUACUACAGGUACAAAACACUCUCAAACUGAUCAAGUUCCCAUUAGAAAGUUUGAACUGCAUCCCGACAUUGCUCGGGCUCUCACAAACCAAGUGGAACAGCAGAAACUUGCCCUUAAAAGGAAGACCAUCACCCAACCCUCAAAGAAUAUUUCGGACACACGAGACUACAACCCGAGUGGUUACCAAAUACAAUCCCAUACUUCGAGUACUGGUUCUAAGAAGCGCAAGGUAGCCUCCGCCCCACCCCCACGCUCGUACGCAGGGUUCAGUUCGGUUCAUUCUGUUACCCCCAGAGCCACGUCUGGUGCACACAACACUGUUCAGUGGAAGCCCAAUACUGACAAGUUAGCCACCACUCAAGGAAAAUCAGUACCUGCUAGCAAGGGUCAGUCAGUAGCGAUGAGCGAGGGCGUAAAGAAAAGACCGAGUGACAACAAAGUGAGAAAAGUGCAUCGAAUGACUGCUGCAGAUGUUGGGAGUGGGCCAUCUGGGAUCAUUACAACGUCUUCGUGGAGAACUGGCAAGCAGCUGGCUGAUAGAAUACUGCGAGGGAAACAAAGUCGUGAAUUGUCCCCAUCCCCACCUCAUAGCUCUUCUACUAGUCUCACUUCAUCUUACGAACCAUCCUCUAGUUCACUCCCUCAGAUGAAGCCUGGUGCUACUCAGGAAGAGCCACUCUCUACUUGGACCAAAGAACCUUAUAAGAGAAAGUUUGAUGACAUCUUGAUUGAUCUUGAACUGUCAGCAGAGCCUGAAGAUGAUAUCACAGAGGCUGGGUUGAAGAGGACUUAUAAAGUUACAGGAGAGAAGAUUCCUAAGAAGAAGCCAAAAGUUACCAGUGAGCCGACGUACCCAGCAGACAAAGUUAGACGUUACAAUCCGACUGAUGUGAAGGCAUACAUGGCUCGUCAGAAGGAGGAGCGUCGCAGGAAACUGGCAGAGGAGAGACAAGCACAAGCAAUGGCCUCCAAUGAAAGACAGAAGAAACUGCAAGAGUUGUAUGACACCCAACGCAAGAGGGUUGAGGUGAACCUGAGACACAAGCAGAAGAAGAGAGAGGAGUAUGCCAAAUCACUGGCCUCUCGGGGACUACACAUUCACCUCCAUGACCCAACCUCUUCUUCCAAUGUUUCUGAGGAUAGCAAUCUGCCCACUCUCACUAUACACCGUGCCCCUCGCACUACUCAUCGUUCUCCAAAUCGUUUUGAUACCGGACGAACACCCUCGUACUUGGGCACCUCCCCACCCUCACACCUUCACCCCUCACCACCCCCUCACCCUUCACCAAGACACUCCCCUCUUCGUCAGAAUCGCCUCCGCUCAAAUAUUUCCCCCGUCAGAGCUCAAAGUCCAGAAAGAGGAAAAACUGGUCAUGUUCAGUCAAGUCCAAGGCAGUACCAAGCCUCAAGUCCUAGCAGACAAUAUACUGGACAUGCUGAAUCAAGUCCAAGAAUGUACCAGAGUUCCCAGACCACAACUGGAUUGGAUCCGUACAUCAGUACAAGAUAUUCUCCUUCCCCUCCAAAAUCUCCACGAUCAUAUGAUGAACGUUUACAAGUCAUUAGAGCAUCGGCUUUGAGGCUAAAGGAACGAAUAGCUAGUGAAUCAAAGAAGUCUCUCGAUGACUCUUGUGACGUAUCAAAGUCGGCUCCAUUUAUGAACAGUUCUCCUUUUUCUGAGCAGCCUCGAUAUCACCAUCAAGCUAACGAGCAGGGUCAUCCCCCUCCAAUGGAUUUACCAGGCGUACACAAUGUUCAUGAACAUGCGUUAUUAGCUGAACGUGAGAAAAAGGAGGCUGAGGCAGCUCUCAAGAUCCAGUCUGCUUACAGAGGCUACAAUGUGCGCAAGAGCUUGAAAUGGGGUCAGCUAUUAGCACAAACAUCAUCAGUAUCCAAGCCAAAUCCUCUCAGUACUCAAGCACCUCCUAUCAGUGGUACGAAAAAUGUGGCUUCUCCUUUAAUUCCUACGCCAGGCGUUAGUCAAUCAAACCCUAACUUUACUGCACAACCUGCUCCCGUAUCUGUUGGAUUAGAGCCAUGGAAACAAGGUGGUGGGGACAGCCACAGUGUGAUCAAUGUCUUCACCCGUCAGCACGAGCGUCUUCGGGACAGCCUCUCAUUAUUGAGCGACCAGAAGAGAGAUGAAAUCAGGAAUAUGACAUCGCACCACAGCCCUACAAGCAGUGCUCCUGUAAUAACUCCCGAACGAUUGAAUACUAGUCAGCCGUUGACUUAUGCAGCACUGAGUGAACAUGUAACUCCCAAGUCCUCACCUUCUUCGUACACGCAAACAUUUGACCCAGAGCCUCGGGCUGAGGACGUAGUGUCUCUACACAGUGGAUCCACAGUAUCGUUUAGUCAAGACUCUCUCUACUCACAAUCCUCCCCUCCUAGAACAAAUUCUGAGCACAGUCCCACGCCUCCCCCCAUAAACUUGUCUAUGGAGAAGCAGCAAAGUCCACCAUCAAAACAAGAUACCUCACCAAAAGAGAGUGUGUCUGUAACAAUGAAUGGCAUAUCGGCUAUAACUCCUCCUGGAUCACCAAGCUUUGUCGAGUCUUUUUCAUAUACCACCCCUUAUCGCCCCUUGAUACAUGUACCUCUAACCACUGCAUACACUGAUGGAAGACAGUCACCUAGGUCACUGGAGCUACAGCAUCAGGCACAGCUCAAUCAGUACGAGACAAUUGAAGAGAAUCUUCGUCACCUUUCUCAAGUUGAAAGAACGAGAGACUUGUCUACAGUACAACAGGAAACGGUCACAUUAGCACAACAGCUGAAGUCGCAGGAACAGACACAUAGUAAUGACUUGAGUGCACUAGCCAAUAAAGCUAAGAUGGAGAUCAAAGCAAUGAAGAAACAGGUGGAAAUUGACUCUAUGCACUCAUCUGAAAGGCUUCAACAAUUACAGGAGAACGCCGAUUCCCAAGCCAAAGAACACUCAAAAAGGCUAGCAGAAUUGCAGCAAGAAUCAGAGAUAGCAGCUAGAGAGUCCACUCUUCGACUGAACGAGGCUAGAACAGCAGCUACCAGUGCUGUGAUAGAAGCAGCUCAACAACAGAUACAAGCAGCACACACUAUGGCUGUAUCAGUAGCCACUGCUGCCACCAAAGAAGCUGUAAAGGAGGCUCUAAAACAGGACAAAAGCCCCCCCAAAAUUGUCGAGUACGAGAGCGAUUUUGAUCCUAGUACCGUGAGACCAGACAGUCGUGGAGAUGAGACUGGCCACACAUCUGCUCGCGAGAAUGGGGCUGGCAGUAAAGACACAACACUAACCCCUUCUGAGGAGGGAAUCGACACAGUGAAUAAUGGUGGACGCUCUUCCAACAGUUCCAGUCCACACGAGGUCACUGAGGACAUUGAUGAGGUAUCAUUAAGGGAGCACCUACAUGUGCCAUCUGAGAGCCUUCGUCGCAGACACUCUAUCAGUGACUCUGAGGCCAGCCCUCUGGGAGAUGAGUCACACGCCUCGGAACAUUCACCAUUUAGCACUGCCGGGGAGGACUCUUUCUUUGCGUUCACAAGUCACAUGGUGUCUGAGUACGUGAAGGAGGAGGAACUGAGGGCCCGACACAGAGCUGCCCUCCUCCAGCUCAGAGAGAAGGCUCUCCAGGAGAAGACUCAGGCUCAACUCAAGUGGCUCAAAAUGAAACAGAAAGACCUUCGCUCAAAGGGGGCGGAUGAUCUCAUGCCCCCACUCAAGAAAAAGGAAAAAGGGGUCAUGAGAGGAUUCCAAAAAGAGCAGGCUGAGAUCCACCGUCUGAAGCAAGCCCAGGAGACAGCUGCUCAUGAGAGGAAAUUAAUGCUCUUGGAGCAACAAGAAAUAUCUAAAAUCCAAAAAUCUACUCAGUUCUACCGGGACAAGAUCCGUGGGUAUCGUUCUCGCUCUUACGCCAGUCCCAGCCCUGUCCCUUCAGCCGACGAGAGUGUAUCCACGUAUUACUCCCACACUAUGACACCCAAUCACUCCAUUUUGAGCGACCUGUCUGGAGUAGAUGAGGGACAAGACAAAUCAGCCACACCGUCUGAGCACCUAGAGCCAUCUUCGUUCCCAACUUACUCCCCCUCCACUGCUAAAGACGUGAGCACUCAUCAAGACACCUCGCAACAGGAUAAUAUGGCACAAAGUGAUUCCAGUAUGUCAGAACAGCUGGAAAGGUCACUUGAGAGGUCUGGCAGAUCACCUCGUUCUGUUAGGAGGAAGAAUGUGUCUCCUAUGGCGGGACGUAAGGAAAAGUCUGUGAAUCUCAAGCACUUGAGGAAAUUGGCUUCAUCUGAAGCAGAAAAGUAUUUGGCCCAGAGGGAGUUAACUCUGCAAAAGAAAAGGCAAACUGUUGAGGCAACCAUUAGAAGGCACAGAGAACUGCUUAAGAAAGAUAGAGAAUUGGACAAAGAAGAAGCAUCAGUGAAUAAACUAGUGGACAAAGCCAUGGAGAUGCUGAGGCAGACCCCAUUGUCGAGUACACACAGUCAGCAUUUCCCCAGAGAGCCCUCUCCACCAACCAAACACUACUCCAUGUCAGAGAAAUUGUCUAAAGCAUCUGGUGGCUCUGUGACUGAAGAAUUGAGUGGUACCGAGUCCAUAGCAGAGGAGAUGUUCGGUUCUAGCCAUUCAAAGGACAAUACCGGCUCUGUCAGCUCAAAUAUUCCUUCAGAAUAUGCGGAAAAUACGUUUGAGUCAUUGGGCACAACUCUUACAGCGUCUCACCAGCCACACCUCAUCAAGACCUCCACACCGUCACACCAGGCACACCCCUUCACGCCCGAGACCCAGCAUGAUGUGGACGAAUCACUGGACAACUCAUUGAGAGCUUCAGCAAGUAUCACAGACUCGCUCAUGACGACCACGUCCAGUGGCAGUGGUUUGGAGGCCAGGAUCCGGGCGCUUAAGGACCAGCUUAGACAACGCAAGGAAGAGGUGAAAAAUGUGCAAAAUGAGCAGAGGAGAAAGAAGAAAGCCAUUCUAAAGCAGCAGGAAGAGCAGCUCAAGAAAAAGCUAGAGGCUGUUGAUCUGAAGGCCAAUCGAGUGACGUCGCGCACACCCCCUCCUUUGAUUCUGUCACCAGACACACCCUCCCCUUAUAGUGGUCUCUACUCACACGACAAGACACCUUCAUACAGCGAAAACGAAUACCACACUGGAACGUCACGAGAAAGUUCUCCUGAAAUAAUUGACCAUACUCCUGCUUCACGAGAGCAAUCUGGAUCACCUGUGUCUGUUAUCAGUGAACGCACCUCAAGAGAAAGCUCUGGAUCGCCUGUACUGACUGAACAGACUAGUACACCCAAGGAACUAUCUGCCUCACCCAUUCCUGAGGAGAUCUCACUAAGAAACACUCUUCACUCACCUCUGCCCGAAGAAACUACCCCAUUGAAAACGAAAGACGAUCAUUCAGAACUCUAUAGUUACACACCCUUCACAGCCAGCAAAGACUUGACUCUCACCCCGCACACAACUGAAAUAGUCCAAACAGAACUGGAAGAUGAUAGUGAGGAUGCUCCUACUGUAUCAGAUGGUUUAGAGUCCAAAAUUGGAUCAGUAGAGGCUCUUGUUCCUCCUCCAGGGUUCGAAGAGCCUCGCACUCAGAUAAGUGAAGCUCUUCCUACUCACGAUUCAACUAUCACUGAACAGGUAUCUGAACACAUCGAUAUGGAAAAAUCGAAUGAAAUCAAUGAAGAUAACUUGAGCGGAACUGAAGGUGUAAGAGAAAAUGACCGUCACGAUGAUUUUGAGCCAGAAUUGUUGCCUGAGCAUGCAGACGGUUUAGACACUAGGAGCGAUACCAGCCUGCCCAUAUCAGAGUCCAAAGGUGGCGACAGUGAGGAAGAGUCCAACUAUCAACCCGGUCAGCAUGUUUUAGUGGGUGGAGUCAUGGAGGGUGUGGUCCGGUUUGUUGGCAAAACACAAUUUGCCCCUGGAGUUUGGAUUGGUGUUGAAUUUAGUGAAUCUUGUGGUCGAAAUAAUGGCUCCAUUGGUGGCCAUCGGUACUUUGAUUGUCCCCAGAACCACGGCGUUUUUGCCCCACCCAAAAAAGUUAGGAUUAUUGAAGACUUUCAUGAUUCUGAAAACAGCACACGAGAAAGCUCGAUUGAUGAAGAAUUAGAGCAAGCGCUUUCAGACACAAUGUCUAUGGAUUCAGGUGACAAAGCAUUCAACGACGAUGAGUACACUAAUGAAUUUGAACCAGAGCAAGAGAAUCGAACUAUUGAUGAGAAAUCACUGGAGCUCUUCUCACCACCUGACAAUGUUCAAAACUUGCAGGUUUCUACUGAGAAUAUAAGCGAGCAUAUAUCUGAGUUGGCUGAGGACAGUGUCGUAUCUGAACAACAAGCACCGGCUGAAUUCGAAGUUGUUGGAGAGAAGCCAGACAGUCUUCCCAGUGCACCUGAGAAUCUUGUACAGCAGCUACAACAUGCCGCACCCACUCCUGCCCCACCCCCUGAGUUUGCUGAAGGUGCAUCGCGUGAAGGGUCUACUGAACCACCUCCAGUACCAGAACACACACCACUCGAUCGUAAACCCGACAAAAUAAGCGAUGAGCUCGCUCAAGAGUUAAUGAAUGAAGCAUACGAAACGAUGCAUCAGAUCCGGAAAUCUAAACAAAGUACGGAGACUGAACAUAAGAGCGCGGUCAAAGUUGUGCAAGUGCCAAAAGACAAAGUUGUGCCUCUGUGUCUUGAUGAGAAGGCUGACCUAAUCACAGAUCAAUUGUUAUCCCUCCUACUUCAAUCUGAAAGCAGCUUGAUGAAUAAUAUCCGCUCCAGCAAGAAAGUUAAGGAGACUGAAACAGAGCCCUCCACUCCACCAAAACGUCAGCACCACCUUCGUAUCUCGAUAUCCAACCUCAAGGAAUGUUCUCCCCCUCCUCUCUCACCCCCGUCCCCAUAUCGAAUCCCUCCUGUGAUGCUGUCUGGUGACUACUCCCCUCCCACCUCUCCCCCAUGCCACCUCUCUACAGCUCGCGCCGCUGUCGGGGAGAAAUCAUUGUUUGCUCAGCAGGAAUCGUCAACCACACCUGCAAAACUAGAGCGUACAAGUUCAACAGAGUCCAUUGUGCAACUAUUGGACACCAUUAAACUCACUACUGCUCAGUGUAUGGUUCCAAGCGAACGGCCGAAAGUUGAUGAUAUUGUAAAACAGGCUUGGGAGACCGCUCUUGGUGAAGGACUUGACUCGCUUCAUUCACGAGACGUGCCCUGUCCUGAAAACAUACUCAAUCUUUUCAUGGACAUUCGAGAGCUCAGUCCUGAAGAAGAACAUUGCCACAAAGCAUACAUUCAACUGGUGUUUGAUAUGACCAUGGAAGUGAUAAGGCAGCUACAUCCUAUUCCCCCGCCCAGUGCAGUGUGGCUUCAUGGAACCGUUUUGAGGAGGCCCCUUGGAUCACGAAGUGUAGAGCCACCCUCCCUUGAUCUAGUUCAGAAACGCGUUUAUGCUGCUCUCAUUCGAGGACAACUGCCUGCACAAUUGCCCACAGUGAGGUUUUUGCAUGGGAAAAAGCGGCCAGGUGGCAAAGAUGUGGAUUUUGUUGAUGGUAUUCUGAUCAAAGAGCUAAGAUUCGAGGAGCCGAGUUGGAUAGAUUAUCACAAGGAUGAAACUACAGUCAAGAUACGAACUGCAGACAGUAUUUUAGACUCCUUACUUUCAGAAGCCGUGCAGAUUAUGUGUGACAUAGAACAAAAGAAACGUAAAUCGUAAUUUAAUAACUGUUAUUUGUCUUUGUGUAUAUGCAUGUGGUUUUAAACUACUGUUGUAGUGUACAUAAUCCUUCAUGAUAAUAAUUAUUAUGAUCUUG
Messenger RNA from Halichondria panicea, 8582 nucleotides. Its product is annotated as centrosome-associated protein 350-like. NCBI's taxonomy places the organism in Eukaryota, Metazoa, Porifera, Demospongiae, Suberitida, Halichondriidae. Gene Ontology annotation, biological process: microtubule anchoring. Gene Ontology annotation, cellular component: centrosome. The transcript is spliced from 13 exons. The coding region runs from base 191 to 8485 and encodes 2764 amino acids. The record is from RefSeq and is a predicted model, not a curated record. Gene Ontology annotation, molecular function: microtubule binding.